AUGGAGGUCGUAAAGCCGCACAUGGUUAUCGGGGUCGACUUUGGCAUGACAUGCACUGGAGUAUCUUAUGCAAAUCUAUCAAUCGGCUCAGACACAGUGCGAUGGGUUCAGAAAUGGCCUGGCCGCUUCCAAGCAAACGAAAAUAAAGUCCCCACAGUUGUUGUAUAUCCAACCAACAAGUCAGAGCCAUCAUCAUGGGGAUUCUUGUCAGAAACAAUAGUAGAGACGACCGCCGAAGACAAAGAAUACAGGGAGUGGUUCAAAACAUCUCUGGAUCCCCAGAAGCUACUAAAGAAGCAAGAGGAGGACCCCGAAAACACAGCGAAAUCCAUCGCUGAAGUGGAAAAGUGGUACGAGGACUAUCUGCGAAAGCUAUAUCAGUAUCUCGCUUUCAAACUUGAAUCGGAACUCUCGGGAGUCACGUGGAAGGAUGCGAGAAUCGAGUUUCUGUUCAGUGUGCCGACUACCUGGGCGCCUAAUCCAACCGUAGAGCUGUUUCGAAGCAUUACCUCAAGAGCUGGAUUCGGGGAGCACAUUGGCCAUUCUGUCUCUAUUGGCUUAACGGAAGCUGAAGCAGCUGCUGUGCACGUCUCUACAGAAGCUUGCGGAAUUUUCAGGGAAAGAGAUAUAUUACUUAUUUGUGACGCAGGAGGCGGCACCACCGACUUAUCUGUGCUCCGAGUCACAAACACGUAUGGGCAAAGCAUCUCAUUGGAGCAGCUAGACGUUGUGUUUGGCGAAACCAUCGGAUCUGCCGCCAUAGACUUCGGCUUUCAAAAGCUUGUAAGGGCAAGGCUAGAAGCAGCCAACAGUACUAUUGAGCUCCCAAUAUCAAUCGACGAUGCAUGUUGGGAGAUGAUGAAAAGCAGGGACUUCCAGGCAGUGAAGUGCGAGCACGGCUCGCCUGAUGAUACACCAUUUUUCUCAAUCGCCAUCUCAAAGUUGCCUCCAGCCUACAAUAGUCCGGAGCACAACAUCAAAGACGGAGAGAUGAAGUUUGCCCGAGAAGAUUUACAGCGAAUGUUCGACAAACAAAUCGAGAAGCUAUUCAGACUCAUUGAUACUCAACUAGAAAGCUUAUAUCGCAAGCAUCCUUAUGAGAGAGUGUCCCACCUCGUACUCUCCGGCGGUCUCGGAAACUCGUCCUACGUCCAACAACGCCUAAGCGCCCGCUACGCCUACAGCUCCAACUCACCACAUUCUAACGCAAACACAAUGCAAGUGCGCAUCGCUCCAGACCCCCAACUCGCGGUCUGCAAAGGGCUAGUCGCCGACCGCGUCCGCAAGCUAACAACCAGCCAAUCCAUUCUCGGCUGGCGGUGCUGUCGCGCGUCCUACGGCACCAUCUGCAAGAUCUUGUACAACAAAAAGAACCCCGAACACAUCGGCAAGCCGACAAUCAAAGACCCCAUCAACAACAAACUGUAUAUCUCACAAGCCGUGGCGUGGUUCAUCAAGAAGGGGGAACCGGUGUCGGUGGAUCAGCCUAUCAUUCACAAUUUUUUGAGAAAGCUGAGUCCUGGGGAUCCGCGGAGAGCGUUUCCGACGAGUAUUAUUACGAGUGAUGUGGACAAGGAGUAUUUGCCGUUUAACAUGGGUCCUAAUGCAAGACUACUAUGCGAGAUCGAGUCAGACCUCUCCGCCGCAGACGAGAAACGAUUCGUAGAGAAAAACAGGCAGUUCUGGAGGAUCGCAAAACACUACUUCAAGGUAGAGUACCAGGUCAGGGUCUUGAUUGGUGCUGCAGAUAUCAGGUUCGAGCUUUGGUUCGACGGGCAAAAGCUCAGCCGUGAUCAACCUAUUCGCGUCGAAUGGACUUCCGCAACACCACCGCCACCUGAGCCAGUGAUACCCGUAGCAGCGCAAUCACCAAGCAUUUACGUGCCACUCCGUAGCUGGCAGAGUCACAGUCCGGUCACUAGUAUCAUCACGUCCAAGGAGAGCAAUAAUUCGCCUAUCAGGCCAGAUGGUCAGCGCUUGACUCAUUUGUAUGCAUGAGAAAAGAACAACGAAAGUUUCGAUCCAAUUUUCUUUUCGAAAAAAGGCGCAUUGGAUAUCCACAGGGGAAAUAGAUUCAUUUUGGGCUAUGGGAACUCUACUUAUUUCUCGCUCUAACUGAUUUCACUUGAUUCCCUCUUUUGAUUGGCCAUACUAAAUGCCAAGUAAUAGAACAGCUUAGGUGUAUUUGACCUCAAAGUAGUGAUAAAGUAGAAAUGAUCCAAGUAUUAAGUAGUCCUCCCUCACGAUUGACGGUGACAAAGUACAUGCUCUUAUCGUACCGGAAGGAUAGCAUGGGAGACGUGACGGUCCUUGACAGAGAGUUAUAGAGCAAGUUCG
Messenger RNA from Mytilinidion resinicola, 2337 nucleotides. RefSeq lists its product as uncharacterized. The transcript is spliced from 7 exons. The coding region runs from base 1 to 1998 and encodes 665 amino acids. Lineage: Eukaryota; Fungi; Ascomycota; Dothideomycetes; Mytilinidiales; Mytilinidiaceae. The record is from RefSeq and is a predicted model, not a curated record.